ACACAGAAUAUGACUAAAUCUUUCAUACAAAAUAAGAUGCCCCAAGAGAUGACUUUUACCAAUGUUGUCCCCACUGUGAGUGCCUCUACGGCUAUUCCAGCAGCUAGUUUACCAGACCCAUCAACAUUCUUCGAUACAAUAGGACCAGAACCACAAAUUCCUAGCAGAAAAACUAGUACAAUUUCAGCGUCUGUGCUUUCUGACGCUAUGGAUGGACUGAGUCUCAAAAACCAACCAGUAGACAAAGAAGCUGAUAGACGGCGAGAUGCAUGGAUACCUAAUGAGGAAGCUAAGAAAACUUUAUUGAAGGCUCAGUCUUCUCCAAAAGGUUCAUUUUUCCCUGAAAGAGAAGUUCUAACAAUGCCAGGAUUGGUACUUGAGGAAGAAUUGGCAGAUGCUCUUCAAGAGGUAGCAGUGAAAUACCUCGGAGUUAGUUCAGCGGGUGUCCACGGUGUUGUCCGGGCAGACCAUGUCAGUAGAGACGAAGCCGGCUUGAGAGAACUACUGCGUACGGGCUACUUGAGGUCUGCUAUUAAUCUGACCGCUACGUUGAUUAGCGCUGCUGGACAGGGUGCGGGUCGUAUGCACAGACCAACAAAACACACGCCGAGAUCUCUGCAGCUCUGGCUGACAAGAUUCGCAGUAAUGUGCCGGAUAAGGUUGUAUGAACCGCUGUUGAAAGAAGCCGAGCCAUUUGGUGAUUUUAACAAGCCGGAUAUGUUUUAUCAGUUCUAUCCAGAUUCGUACGAGAAUCGAACCGGUUCCCUAGUUCCGUUCUCGUUGCGUUUAUUGAUAGCAGAGCUACCGAUGCACGUGAACAAACCGGAGGAGGCUAUGGACAGACUGUACGCUAUGUUAAGCGUUAUUGAGCAGAUGAUAGCUAACCUCAAAGAGAGUAGAACAGAGGAUGGUACAUCAACCAUAACAGCGGAAGAUCAAACCGAAUCCCUACGCCUGUGGACAAGUAGGCAGACAAGAGUGUUACACUCGAUCAUCAACUGUGCUAUUGCUUUAAAGGACUACCGUCUAGCAACAAAGAUUCUGUCAUCGCUUGCGGAAUCGGGUUCAGUACAACAAAGGCGAGCUUUACAAAGUGCGAUAUGUCGAGUGUCACUUUUGGCGGGAAACGUCCGCGCUGCGACCGAACAGUGUAGUAUGGCGCAAGAACUUAGGCAUAGUCUAUGUCCCACGCCAGAUGUACGAGAGUAUGUCGAUCUCGGUUUAAUAGACAUAGCACACGGCAAGUAUCAAGACGCUUACAACAACUUCGCGAAAGCAGCUGACCAGGAACCGACGAAUAUCAUGGUCGCAAACAACCUAUCAGUCUGUCUCCUCUACAUGGGACGUCUAAAAGAAGCCAUCGCAGUACUCCAGAAGGCAAUAAACUCUGAUCCAGAACGAGGCCUCAAUGAAAGCCUUCUUAUAAAUCUCUGCACACUAUACGAGUUGGAAUCGUCUAAAACUAAUGAAAAGAAACUAAAUUUACUGAGAAUGUUGUGCAAACACAAGAGUGAUACAAUACCGAAUGUUCUGGAAUGUCUUAAAUUGGCCUAAUUAUUUACUAUUAUCAAUAGAUUCUUUUUGCAAUUAAUUUAGUGAAUUUAUUUUAUGUGUAUAUAUACGAAUUAUUAUUAUUAAAUUAUUGAAUUCUG
This is a messenger RNA of Melitaea cinxia (Glanville fritillary), 1652 nucleotides long. Its product is annotated as trafficking protein particle complex subunit 12. The record is from RefSeq and is a predicted model, not a curated record. Gene Ontology annotation, cellular component: TRAPP complex; Golgi apparatus. The transcript is spliced from 10 exons. Bases 10 to 1554 code for a protein of 514 amino acids. Gene Ontology annotation, molecular function: protein binding. NCBI's taxonomy places the organism in Eukaryota, Metazoa, Arthropoda, Insecta, Lepidoptera, Nymphalidae.